AUGGGCUCCUCGUCUUCCUACGCCUCCACUUUUUCUCUGCCGUCCGUGUCGUCCGCAGGCACGUCGCCAGAGAGCCCUUGUAGUGUGGGCGUGUACGGAAAGGGGGUGGCGGCAGGACCAUUCGCGUCUUCAUCGACUUCUGCCGCCGCCGCCGCCGCUGCAUCUAUCAAAUACACCCGACUCACCGAGUUUGGCUCCAACCAGGAAUGGAUCGGAUUCAUUGAGAACAAUGUCUUCCACCAGUUUGUGUCCAUUCCUCGAGACGCCGAUUGGAGCCAGCUCAAAGAAAGCGUGAUUGCCUUGCUGGACCUGGCAUCCGACUGCCUUGAGUGCACAGGCAUGGUUCUAUAUUUGGAUCGUGAAUGCACACACUUUCAGUCCUUGCUACGAGACUUUAUGUGGGUCGGCUUCACCCCGAAGACCGCGGGCGUCAUUUCGGAAAAGUGGGUCAUGUUGGGCAUGGAUUUGUAG
This is a messenger RNA of Yarrowia lipolytica CLIB122, 471 nucleotides long. Lineage: Eukaryota; Fungi; Ascomycota; Dipodascomycetes; Dipodascales. The record is from RefSeq and is a predicted model, not a curated record.